Molecule: messenger RNA, 3649 nt
Organism: Xenopus laevis (African clawed frog)
Lineage: Eukaryota; Metazoa; Chordata; Amphibia; Anura; Pipidae
Gene: amph.L
Product: amphiphysin L homeolog
Exons: 25
Coding region: 70-2307 (745 amino acids)
Biological process (GO): synaptic vesicle endocytosis
Cellular component (GO): synaptic vesicle; plasma membrane; cytoskeleton
Molecular function (GO): phospholipid binding
Source: RefSeq, a predicted model, not a curated record
CCUUUUCAUUCUCCCUCAGCUUCCCAGCUCUAUCUGAUUCCUGUCAUUUGGCUCCCUGGACCAGCAGCCAUGGCUGAUAUGAAAACAGGCAUCUUUGCUAAAAAUGUCCAGAAGAGGCUUAGCAGAGCCCAGGAAAAGGUACUUCAAAAGUUGGGGAAAGCCGAUGAAACAAAAGAUGAACAAUUUGAGGAAUAUGUACAGAAUUUCAAAAGACAAGAGACUGAAGGUACUCGACUACAAAGAGAAAUGCGAGCUUAUUUGGCUGCUAUCAAGGGAAUGCAAGAGGCCUCAUUGAAACUCUCAGAAUCUCUUCAUGAAGUUUAUGAACCAGAUUGGUAUGGGAGAGAUGAUGUAAAAACGGUGGGAGAGAAAUGUGACACACUCUGGGAAGAUUUUCAUCAGAAAUUAGUAGAUGGAGCCUUGAUAACACUUGACACAUAUCUAGGGCAGUUUCCUGACAUAAAGAAUCGCAUCGCUAAGAGGAGCAGAAAGCUGGUUGAUUAUGACAGUGCAAGGCAUCACUUAGAAGCCCUACAAAAUGCUAAGAGAAAAGAUGAAGGAAGAAUCUCUAAGGCUGAAGAAGAAUUUCAAAAGGCUCAGAAAGUAUUUGAAGACUUUAACAUUGAUUUACAGGAAGAACUGCCAUCCUUAUGGUCAAGGCGAAUUGGUUUCUAUGUCAACACAUUUCAGAAUGUAUCUGGCUUGGAAGCAAAAUUCCACAAGGAAAUCACAGUGCUCUGUCACAAGCUGUACGAAGUGAUGACCAAGUUAGGAGAGCAGCAUGCUGACAAUGCAUUUACUAUUCAAGGAGCCCCAAGUGACUCAGGUCCUCUCCGAAUUGCAAAGACUCCAUCUCCCCCUGAAGAGGUCCCACAAGAAGCAAGUCCAUUGGCAAGCCCCAACCACACAUUGGCACCUGUCUCAUCACCAGCCCCUGCACGACCCAAAUCACCCUCACAGCUGAGGAAAGGUCCUCCUGUUCCACCUUUACCUAAACUCACCCCAUCAAAAGAACUGCAGCAAGAGAACAUCAUUAGCUUCUUUGAAGACAAUUUUGUCCCAGAAAUUAAUGUGACAACUCCAUCACAGAAUGAAGCAGUAGAAGAGAAAAAAGAAGAAUCUUUACUAGACUUGGAUUUUGAUCCAUUUAAGCCAGGAGCAGCAACAGUGGGAAUUGUACAGUCCCAUUCACCAAUAUCACAGACAUUACCGUGGGAUCUCUGGACGUGUUUUUGUCCUUCCACACAGACAAACAAUGAAGUUGUACAGCCUGCAUCCACUGGAGUAUUCAAUGGAUUUACACAGCCUGAUGCCUCUGCGCCACUCUUUACAUUGCCGUCAGAAAAAAAUGAAGAGGUGCCUGAUGCCUCUGCACCCCUCUUUACAUUGCCGUCAGAACAAAAUGAAGAGGUGCCUGAUGCCUCUGCACCCACUUUUACAUUGCCGUCAGAACAAAAUGAAGAGGUGCCUGAUGCCUCUGCACCCCUCUUUACGUUGCCAUCAGAACAAAAUGAAGAGGUGGUGGAGUCAGAUGUAGCUGUUCCAUUGGAAACCAAGUCUGAAGAGGCAGAAGCAGAGACAGAGGCAGAAGCAGAGACAGAGGCAGAGGCAGAGGCAGAAGCAGAGGCAGAGGCAGAGGCAGAAGCAGAGUCAGUCACUGAUGUUCCUGCUGAAGAUACUAAGCUUGAUGAACAAACAGAACUGACAGAGAAGUCAGUGGAAGUGGUAGAAGUGGAUGAAGACAGGGCUGAAGCAGACAAAGUCAGUGAGGUAGAAAGUGAGGUGAAACAGGAGAGUCCUGUUGAAAUGGCAGAAGAUAUCAUGGAGGAAGAAAAGGAACCAGAGAUCAUUGAGCCAAAUGAGACAAAGGCACCUCCGGAAAUAACAAUCAUCCCAUCAGUAGUUAUUGAGCCAGCAUCAAACCAUGAAGAUGAACACGACGAUGAUAUUACCACUGAAGUCACAGAUGCUGUAGAAGAGAAAUUUGGAACUGACAGUACCCUAGACUCAACAGAGGAUCAAAGUCACAUUAUGUCUAAUGAUGGAGCAGACAGCAUUAGCAGCUCUCAGAGCAAGCCUGAAGGGUUCCUUUAUAAGGCUGAAGUACUGCAUGAUUUUGAAGCAGCUAAUGAAGAUGAGCUUGACCUUAAAAGAGGGGACAUUGUUGUAAUCAUCACUUCGAUAACAGCAGCUGACCAGGAAGCUGGUUGGCUGACUGGUGUAAAAGAGACAGAUUGGCUUCAACACAAGGAUGCAGAGGCCUACAAGGGACUGUUUCCAGAGAACUUUACUCGUAAACUAGAUUAGUUUUGACCUAAGUUUUUAAAGCAGUGAUGGACAUUCAAAAAUGUGGCUUUGUUAACCUUGCUAAAAGGCAGGACCAUUAUAAUCUGCACUGUCACAAUUGCAGACUGGUGCCAGUCCCUUUUUGAAGACUAGUGAAAAAUGAGCAUGAGAAAAAGAAGCUAUAUUCUACAGAACUAUAAAAGGAAAAAGUCCUUGUUUAUUCACUUGUAUGCGACCACUGGUUUGUUUGUGCUUUGUCAGAUCUAUGGUCUUGGUGAACCUCUCCCACAGAGCCACUUAUUAAAGCAUCAGUCCCACUUGCUCAAUGCAAACCAAUGAAGUCAUUAUUCAAAUAGCUCUCUACAUUUACUGCUGCACCAUGCCCACAGAACACAUUAAAACAGUGCUAUAAAGUAUCAGGACUAGAAAUCUGAUAGAACAAAGGACACAGUUGUUGAACUGUGGUUUCAGCAUUCAGCUUCCAACAGCCGAUUCUACAGAUCAGUUUAUGAAAAAUGCAGAACCAGUAGCAUGAAACCCUUCAGUUAAUAUGCUGUGCUUAUCAGAAGCUGAAUGUUCUAACUUGCAGUCACUUUACUAUCCUUGAUUCAUACAUCACUGGCCUCACUCAUUACUAACUAUGCAGGUUUUUAGGAUAUUUUUCACUUGGCACAAAUUGUGCAAAGUGACUGAGCCUCGAAUUUACACAUAUGUGUUCAUGCAGUAUUUCCCUUAAUGUGUACACUGUUUAUAGUGGGAAUACAUUAAAUAAAAUGACUAAAGUGAGACUGAAGCUUUAUUCCUUCCUGCAUUCAAACCUUAACUCUGUGCACUAAGUCUAUAUUGUGUUGAGUAACUGCACUGCAGAGGGUUUUACUCAAAAGCUUAUAGCAAUGGGAGCAGUGUAAGAACUAUACCUAUACAGUUUUAUGUCUUAAAGCUGAGGAACUGCUGCAAAACUCUUUUUCAGUGUACUUUCAGAAUGCAGUAUGUAUCACGUAUUUUGUCCUCUAUUGCAGUUAGAGUCUGUAGUAUCAUGAUGUGUUUUGCUUUAUAUAUUUUUGGCAAUAUGGUGGAUGGUUCUGUUCACUAGAACAGGCCUAAUUUCCGUUGCCAAAAGUUAAAUGAUUUGUGAUGGUAAAUAAUGUGACAUUUUCAUUAUAUUACGAACAACCAGUCGCAGUUUCUUAUAGUUUUAAACAAGGUUAGCAUUAUGUAUCUUCAGGAAGGAGACUAUAUUUUACCAGCAUCCACUUUCAUCAAUGCAUUAAAAAUAUAUGAUAUAUCCUAUAUGAAAAAUAUAUCUGUAUAUUUUAUGUUUUAUCAGUGUUGUGUCAUCUCUAAUAAACUUUAUGUUAAUUUA